This is a messenger RNA of Saprolegnia parasitica CBS 223.65, 759 nucleotides long. RefSeq lists its product as hypothetical. The record is from RefSeq and is a predicted model, not a curated record. The transcript is spliced from 2 exons. NCBI's taxonomy places the organism in Eukaryota, Oomycota, Saprolegniomycetes, Saprolegniales, Saprolegniaceae. Gene Ontology annotation, molecular function: protein binding. The coding region runs from base 1 to 759 and encodes 252 amino acids.
AUGAAGGACGCGACAGAAGGUCUCGCAGUCACGAAAGUCGUCGAGGGGUCCGCCGCGCACUGUGCCAACAUCAAGGCCGGUGACGUCAUCGAAUCCGUCUCCUGGAACUUCACUUACCGAGCGUCGCCAAACCACCCGUUCGAUAGAUCUCUCGCCGCUGAGAUCACCAAGAAGGAGAGCGAAGUGCGCAGCAACUUUGCCCGAUGCAACCACAUGGCCAUUAUCGUCUUUGUCGCUGCGUCUCGAGCCACGAAGGCCGAAAUGUGGUACCAGGCGCUGCGGGGUCGUGCGUCGGGAAACAUCAAGAAGCUCAAGAUGCUGCCACCCGCAAGUGAGACGCUCGUCCAUGGCAUGCUUGCGGCGUACAAGAGCAACCACAGGAGAUCGACCAACAAGAAGACGACAAGGCAGACGCUGACGACGUGCAAGACGACGACGAUCAAGACGACGAUCAAGACGACGAUCAAGACAACGAUCCAGACGACGAUCAAGACAACGAUCAAGACGACGAUCAAGACGACGAGCCAGAAGACGACGAGCCAGAAGACGACGAGCCAGAAGACGACGAUCAAGACGAUGAGCCAGAAGACGACGAGCCAGAAGACGACGAGCCAGAAGACGACGAGCCAGAAGACGACGAGCCAGCAGACGACGAGCAAGAUGACGAGCAAGAUGACGAGCAAGACGACGAGCAGGACGACGAGCAAGACGCGGGAGUCAUCAAGCGACUCAAUCGAUCGGUGGCUAAUAGGGUCCUAA